Molecule: messenger RNA, 366 nt
Organism: Striga asiatica
Lineage: Eukaryota; Viridiplantae; Streptophyta; Magnoliopsida; Lamiales; Orobanchaceae
Source: the annotation of a GenBank genome assembly
AUGUCUUUCUAUGAAGUCGUCGUGAGUUUCCAACGACUUUUUAGUUUUUACUCAAGUCGUGUCUUUCGAGCGCAACUGGAAAGUGAUGAAAUCUUGAAAUACACGCAGGUUCUUUGCUUCGACUCUGCUGCACUUCGAUCUCAAACUUUGGUGCAUAGUACAGCGAUCCUGUGUCGCAUCAAGAACAUGGCUGCAGCUGGGAGUUCCAUGCUAUACUCUUUCCUUUUAUUCAUAGCCACUCUUUCUCUACAAGAAAUGUUUAGGGUGAAAUUAGCUUCUUCAGAGUUAUUCACUAUUCUUGGAGGAUUCACGAGCUCCCUCAUCUUCCUUAUGCUACUGACGGUAAGAGAAUAUUGGUCCGCUUAA